AUGAAAUUCUUCUCGCUGAUUCUCACUCUUCUUCUGCUUAUUGCCGGCACAUCGGCCAAAAAAGAAAGAAUGAUGGUGUUCAGUCCCGGUAAGUUCCUUAUUCUUUAUCAACUGUGAUAUCUUUCAAAUGAAUCAUUUCCAGUGGCAAGACCUCCCGGAAUGGAGUGCAACCAAGGCACCCAAGGCACCCUAGGCACUCAAAAUGGAUACAUAAUGGAAGAGGACCUCAUGGAUCUUCCCCUUGACUCAGAAUCCCGCGCUCGCCUCCUCGAACAGUUCCACAAAAUGCAAGAAUCGGGCGAAUUGAACGAGCACAGCACAAUCCACUUCAAAUAUUAA
Caenorhabditis sp. 36 PRJEB53466 is the source of this 339-nucleotide messenger RNA. Lineage: Eukaryota; Metazoa; Nematoda; Chromadorea; Rhabditida; Rhabditidae. The record is from the annotation of a GenBank genome assembly.